Messenger RNA from Fusarium redolens, 2090 nucleotides. RefSeq lists its product as uncharacterized. Gene Ontology annotation, cellular component: mitochondrion; cytoplasm. The coding region runs from base 80 to 1774 and encodes 564 amino acids. The transcript is spliced from 7 exons. Gene Ontology annotation, molecular function: proline-tRNA ligase activity; ATP binding. Gene Ontology annotation, biological process: prolyl-tRNA aminoacylation. NCBI's taxonomy places the organism in Eukaryota, Fungi, Ascomycota, Sordariomycetes, Hypocreales, Nectriaceae. The record is from RefSeq and is a predicted model, not a curated record.
AAAUCCUAUCAAAAGAGGGCCUCGGAUCUCACAAGAGUUGCAUGUGUUGAAAGCUGGUAUUGUCUCAGCUUUAAAAACCAUGAUUCGACCAAGGAUUGCGCGCCUAGGCGGCUCUGUUAUCCAAAGGGGUCCUUGGGGUGUGCAGCAGCGCGCCUUGUCACUCACAGGUCUAGCAAAAGCCGACUCGCAACGGUCCACCCUAUCGACAAUAUGGGUGCCAACUGGGGGUAUUACUGCCAAUGAAGAUGAGAUCGGCCACGGAAAACUUGUUCGCGGUGGUUUCCUCCGCCAGGCCCACUCUGGAAUUUUCCAGCUCCUUCCCAUGGGCCUUCGUGUUCAGGAUAAGAUAGAAAAGUUGAUCGAUAAACAUAUGCACUCAGUUGGUGCAUCAAGAUUAUCCCUGUCAACCAUUUCAUCAGAAGAACUGUGGCGAAGGAGUGAUCGCCUUGACUCUGUUGCGCCAGAGCUCUUUCGACUCAAAGAUCGUAAAGAGACUCCACUGAUACUCUCACCCACACAUGAGGAGGAGAUCACUGCACUUGUCGCUGGAAUCGUCAAUUCCUAUAAGGACCUUCCUAUUCGACUGUACCAAAUCACCCGAAAAUACCGUGAUGAGCGUCGCCCUCGCCACGGUCUUCUACGCUCACGAGAGUUCCUCAUGAAGGAUCUCUACACUUUCGAUCUCACAACACUUGAAGCUGUGGAGACUUAUCGUCAAGUAUCUGCAGCAUACCGCGCCUUCUUUGAUGAGCUGAAACUCCCCUAUCUUGUGGCCGAGGCAAGCUCUGGUGAUAUGGGCGGUGACCUAAGCCAUGAAUAUCACUUGCCAAGUCCUGUUGGAGAAGAUACCGUGAUAAAUUGUGGCUCUUGUGGCUAUACGGCCAAUGACGAAGUCGCUGCUCUCCGACCCCCCUCUACAGCAAACGAUGGUUCAGAGAACACUUCGGCGUCCCAGUUUCGUGUUUGGCGAGGUAUUUCGAAAGAUCGAAAAGCCUUGAUCAACGUUUGGUAUCCUCGAUUAUCGGAGGCCUCUGCAGAAAGCGGUCUCAGUCUUCAUGCCGUCAAAUCAGCUGUUUCUGAGCUGGACACCACCAUUGAGGAUCCUUUACCACUGUGGGGAGAAUCAUUGAAGAGCGGAACGACACAAGUGAUCAAUGUUAUUGAUGGAAGACUUGCGCCAAUGUUUGAGAGUGUUCGCGAUCAGUUACCAUUGCUACCCGAAGAUCUUCAACCAUACCAAGUUGAGUAUUCAACAAUUGACAGCACAGCCUCUGGUGGCGGACUGAAUCUGGCACGUAUCACUGAUGGCGAUGCCUGCCCUCGAUGUGAAGAGGGCGUAUUAAAACUCCAUCGUGCUUUAGAGUGUGGCCACACAUUCCAGCUUGGAACUCGUUACUCAGUACCAUUCGAUGCCUGUGUCACUCUACCACGCUCGGGGAUUCCGGCGGCAGCUGCAGAAGAGGGACUGAUUCCAGGGAGUCGUAUACCUAUUCAAAUGGGCUGUCAUGGUGUUGGCGUUUCGAGAAUCUUUGGUGCUGUUGCUGAGAUUCUCGCAGACGAGCAAGGACUGAAUUGGCCCCGAGCCAUUGCGCCGUUUGAGGUUGCGAUCAUACCUGCAUCAGACCUAGCCGAAGACUCUCUGAGAAUUUACGAUUUACUUGCCGCGGGCGACAACUCGCGUAAUAGCUUUGACGUUGUUCUCGAUGAUCGCCAGCGAUCAUUUGUCUGGAAGAUGAAAGAUGCCGAUAUGGUGGGCUUUCGAAGUUCAAUGUAGACGACUCUCGAUCAAGGAAACUGUAAAGCUUGAUGCUCUGCCAGAGUUUAUCUCAAAUUUGUUGGAUCAGUUGUAAGGAAGGGGGCCGUUUUAUUAUAACAUAGCUACAACUUUCAAGGCGAAUGUAUAUUAAAUAAAGCACGCUUCAUACAAAUAUAGAUAGAUAACAUCAGACAAAAGAGAAAAGAAAGAAAAUAUUCAUCUCAUAAAGUAGAAAAUCAAGUAUCUGGGGGGGAACGGGGGCUACUAAUUGGAUUAUAAUGUAGGUAGGUUGGUUCGUAAGUGCCCAGGCAGAUAGGCGACAGUGCCUAUAGCA